Molecule: messenger RNA, 12924 nt
Organism: Carassius gibelio (silver crucian carp)
Lineage: Eukaryota; Metazoa; Chordata; Actinopteri; Cypriniformes; Cyprinidae
Gene: nfic
Product: nuclear factor I/C
Exons: 11
Coding region: 2280-3800 (506 amino acids)
Biological process (GO): regulation of transcription by RNA polymerase II
Cellular component (GO): nucleus
Molecular function (GO): RNA polymerase II cis-regulatory region sequence-specific DNA binding; DNA-binding transcription factor activity, RNA polymerase II-specific
Source: RefSeq, a predicted model, not a curated record
UUCUGUGACAGCCGAAGGAAGAAGAAAAAAAAAAGGUGUGUGCGUGUGUUAACCACGGGACUCUGAAGGCCAAGUUGAAGUUUAAAGCCAGUAGAGGCAGAUGCCCAGUAGUAGAGUUUGCUCAGCAGAAAAUGGCCGCAGGCUCGCCGGCAUGAAUUUGACAUCUACACCGACAGAGGCGCUCCCUCCCCGGCAGAAGGCUCAGAUCGUGUUGUAGUCACGACCGGGAGUUCGGCAUUGUUUCAAAAAGUGAUACAAACUUUAGUUAACGUUUUACGUUCGCGUGACAGUAGCAAACUUAAUCUGUAAAUAAAACAAAAUAAACAUGCUUCACGAGACAGUGCCAAAAAUUGAUUUGACUCGGCUUGGUUGUUUACAAAAAAAGUAGCCUAACUUUUAGCCUAGGAAGCAUGAUACACUUACUAUUUACUAUAACUCCCAUGUUUUCUUGAGCAUUCUUGCAUUUCAUUUUGAGUAGCCUAGGCUAUGCAAAUACGAUGCUACAUGGAUUUCAGCAUUAUGUUAUGUAUUAAAAUACAAUGAUAUGAUAUCUGACAGAGUAGCCUACUAUGUUACUGCCAAAUUACUUUAAGAAAAGGAUCGUCUGCUCUUUAAAGGAAGACAUUCAACAACGGGCUUAAUAGCUAUCUUAGUCACUGCUGUUGCAAUACAAUUUGCACUUACAUUAACAGCUGAUUAUGAUAAUCUCAUAUAGGCUACUAAGAUUUGUUCUCUGCAGGGAUAUUUUCAGUGUACUUUAUGUAGCCUAAUUUAAGAAAGACGUUGCCUUUUCUUGUCUCUUUACGUAAAACAAAAAAUGAAAACAAGUUCAAACUUUUACAAUUGUUCUAUUUUAGGGCUAUAUUGAAACUGUAUGUUCAUGUGUUUUGUAGCUCCAACUUAUUUAAAUAUUUCUAUAUUUUAAAAUAAUAUGCUAAUAUGUGGCAGUAAAAAAAGGGAUACAUAUUUGUAAUUAUGGAUAUGACUGAUUCUUUAAGAUGACUGAGAAGUUUCAGCAGCUCUCUCCCAGGCCAUAGUUCACACCACAAUGCCUUCAGUGCAUAUUCAAGAGAAAUAACAGGUGUUGUUUACACUUCGUUUUAAUAGCCUGCCUAGUUUUACACUUUAAUUUAAGUCAAUUGACGCCUAGUUUAUUUGGUCUCUGUGUGGUCACUCCAACAGUGAAGCUUGAUUUCUAAAAGGUGUUAGGUAAAAAAAAAUAUAUAUAUAAUAAAUAAAAUCCUCAAGAAUAGUUUUUGGAAAGCUACCAGCUGACAGUUAGUGAUUAUGGUUACCGAAGCGCGUUAUUUUCUUGCAGUGAAUUUACAAAAGCUUCUGGUCGGCAAAAUAUGCAAUAGAAGACAAAAUAGCGCAUAGCAUAGCUAUUAUGCAUUGAACUUCUCAUGCCUAGGUUAUUCAUAAACAGACGCGUUUCAGUAAUUUAAGUGACUGACAGACAAGUCAUUCGCUCGUUUACUUGAAACUUCAUCUAUAUGUUGUUUUAAAGGUGCAUAACAAGCCUUAUCAGGCACCGGCUAUAGUAUUGUACGCGGGCUGAUUUUCUGAUUGUAUUUUUAUAUCCACUCAACUUGUGAAGCGAUAAGCCUUUGUCAUGAAUGGACGCAUGCAUGUGCUGUGACGCAAUGUCCGCGCGAGCCUGGCUCUAAUCGCUACUUUAGCGGUGAGUGUUGCAGUAAAAUUGUUUGGAAUACGCGCGCGGGUGAAGCGCGCAGAACGUCUCUGCGUCCGAACUGUAUCAGCGCGAGAGGGAAGAACGGUGCGUGCGCACUGGCGAACGGGAGAAAGUCGUUUGCCUCUUUGUUUCACGCCGCUUCAGAAACCGAGGCAUAUAACUUUUUUUACUUAUUUUUUUAUUUCACGGACUUAACGGAUGCCCCUGGACAUUGGAAACCAGAGUUAGCCUUUCUUGCUCCUUCAAGUACUUUCUUUGGGAUGGGCUAUUUUCAUAACGUCAUUUCAUUCCUCCCUCUUUUUGAUUUUCUCUUUCUUUGAUUCUUUCUCCCACCAUUUCCUAAAUGGAACAGAUUGCAGCACCCAACGCGUUUUCCUACCUGCAAAGUUUGCUUUUAAACGUGUACAGAGUUUGCGCGUUCUCUUUUGCCGGGCGUCACUUGAUUUAACGGACUCGAAGUGGAAGUCAGAAGUGGCGGCGGUGGAAGUGUUAAUCAUGAUGAGGCUUACCAUGAUUAACUGUGAAAAAUGAUCUACUAACUUGUCGGUGUUUUGCCACAUUUCAAGUCACGCGCUCCCCUUUCAACAUGAUGUAUUCUCCUCUCUGUCUAACUCAGGAUGAAUUUCAUCCGUUCAUCGAGGCGCUGCUGCCCCACGUGCGUGCCUUCGCCUACACUUGGUUCAACCUGCAGGCCCGUAAGCGCAAGUAUUUCAAAAAGCAUGAGAAGCGGAUGACCAAGGACGAAGAGCGUGCCGUCAAGGAUGAGCUCUUGGGUGAGAAGCCAGAGGUCAAACAGAAGUGGGCAUCGCGCCUCCUCGCCAAGCUCCGCAAAGAUAUCCGGCCUGAGUGUCGGGAGGACUUUGUGCUGUCCAUCACGGGGAAGAAGCCUCCAAGUUGUGUCCUCUCGAACCCUGACCAGAAGGGGAAGAUGAGGCGCAUCGAUUGUCUGCGGCAGGCAGAUAAAGUCUGGCGUCUGGACCUGGUGAUGGUGAUUUUGUUCAAAGGCAUCCCGCUGGAGAGCACGGAUGGGGAGCGGCUGGUCAAAGGCGGCCAGUGCUCCAAUCCCAUUCUCUGUGUCCAGCCUCAUCACAUCACCGUGUCCGUCAAAGAGCUGGACCUCUACCUCGCCUACUUUGUGCAGGAGAGAGAAGCUGAACAGAGCAGUAGUCCUCGCACAGGCAUUGGUUCAGACCAGGAGGAUAGUCGAGCAGCCACCAUGGAUGCUCCAGAGUUUCAAGAAAGCUUUGUAACUUCGGGCGUCUUCAGUGUAACAGAACUGGUGCAAGUAUCAAGAACACCAGUGGUGACGGGCAUGGGGCCGAACUUCUCUCUCGGGGAGCUUCAGGGUCAUCUUGCCUAUGAUCUGAACCCUUCAGGGGUGGGAAUGAGGAGAACCCUUCCCAGCACCUCCUCUAGCGGAAGUAAGAGACACAAGUCAGGAUCCAUGGAGGAUGAUAUAGACACCAGCCCAGGGGGCGAGUACUACACCUCUCCAAACUCCCCUGCCAGCAGUUCACGCAACUGGCAAGAGGAGAUGGAAGGAGGAAUCUCCCCUACAGUUAAGAAGACAGAGAUGGAUAGUCCAUCUCCUCAGGAGAGCUCUCCGCGUCUCGGCUUCACACAGCACCACAGACCUGUCAUUGCAGUGCACAGCGGUAUCUCUCGAAGUCCACAUCCCUCCUCGUCUCUGCACUUCCCUGGCGGACCCAUUCUCCCCCAGACUGCCUCCACCUACUUCCCACACACGGCCAUCCGGUACCCCCCACACCUCAGCUCUCAAGACCCGCUCAAGGAUCUUGUCUCUCUGGCCUGUGACCCGUCCAAUCAACAGCCCAGCCCGCUGAAUGGCAGUGGUCAGGUGAAGGUAUCCAGUCACUACAUCUCCUCUCAGAUGCUGGCCCCCCCGCCACCCCCCGGCCUGCCCCGUCUGACGCUGCCCCCAGAGUCCAAAUCCAGCACCACCUCUGCAGACGCAGCUGCCAGCUCACCCACCUCCCCCACAUACUCUGCUCCCGGGACGCCACCUGCCAACCGCUCCUUCGUAGGAAUUGGUUCUCGAGACACUGGCAGUCUGUAUCAGGCACAGUCCUGGUAUCUGGGGAACUGAUCAUCACACACACAUACAAAGACGAACCCGAGGAGGCACAGACAUGGAUUCGAAAAAUCUUUUUUGUGGAAUUUACAAAAAAAAGAAAAGUUGUGAACGAGAUGCAAGAGGGAAAAUCAGAUAUAUAUAUAUGCAGUAUUUGUAUAUAUACACACACACAUAUAUAUAUAUACACAAUAUGUGUGUAUAGAUAUAUGUGCACACAUAUUUAUAUAUGCAUAACGACGUACAGUAUAAGAUGCUUCAAUACACUUUUUUUCUGAAAAGACAAUGGAAAGGGAGACGAGCUCGAGAGAUCGGCCAUAGGUGCAACAGAAGAAAAGGAGACAAAAGAGGAGGAUGUUUUUUUUUCUGGGAGGGCAGCCCAAACUAUGGCGUACAUUUACGGACAUGUCGAAAAAGGCCCACCCUGACUCCCUGCCUCCUGGAAUGCCUCUCCUCAACCCCCUCUUUCUGCUACAGGUGCUGCUUCCUCCUAUAUGCAAAAUAAGUAUCCUUUAUUUUCUUAAUGAACAAGGAAGAGAAACCCCAAUGAAAGGGUUUUUCCGCUAGCAAUUCGCCACAGGUUCGGAGGUGAGCACGGUCUGUUUUUAUUAUUUUUUUUAAGUGCGCAAAGGCAACACAGCGUGGAAAAGGAAAUGAAAAGGUUGAUGCUUCCGUUCACACGACAGAAAAGAAACGCAAAGGCUACUUUUCAUCCAGUUUUAUUGACAAUCAUGUAUCUGCGUCCUUGGUUUCGUUCAGAGGGUGACGUUUUCUAAAUUGCAUUCUCCAUCGCUUGUAACGGAGUCCACUUUUUGGUGGAACCCCGUCAUGUUUUUUGUACAUCGGAGGAAUAUUAGUGGUACCUCAGUGACAUUAUAAAUCACAGUCAGCAUCUAUACACACAUGCACACACACUUACACGUAAACACACCUGUCUUGAAGCAAUGGCUUGUACUGUUAAAGGCUACACGAGGUGUGUGUGAGCUGUGAAACAGCCUUCAUAGGAUGAGCCAGGGAAUAGCAGGGGUGAAUUCGCACCUUCCUCACUUCGCAAUAUGAAAGCCCCUCAUUCCCUGAACCCCGCUGUAAGUGUGUGCGUGUGUGCAUCCGUGUGUUUGUGCAUGUCAUAAACAUUAGUAGUCCCUUAUUCAUCUCUGUGAGUUCACAGAUUAGGGGGUUUUGAUUCAUGUAGAUUCGUGGAUUGUUCCACAUAGCGACAAAGGGAGUUGAAAUAUAGUUCUGUCAUUACUUAGACAGUAUUGGGUGUAGAGGAUAGAAUUUUUUUUUCUCUAUGUGUAAUUUGUUUCAAUUCAUUGGAAAUUACAGGCAUUGCACUACUUUCAAUUUUUACUUUUCCUCUUUUGCAAACUCCUGUUCGGCCUAAUCAUAUGGAAUGCUGCGAUUAGUCGAUUAUUUUUGUCAUGUUCUGAUCUCACGGUAGAUGAGGGUUGGUUUCCUAAUAGCUGAUCAGAACAAUCCAACAUUUUCUAUGUAAACGUAUCCAUGUUUAUGUGAUUACUUUCAUACAAUUCCCAUAGUUUAACAGAAACAAAUCAGGCUUUCUUUUUUCCCAUGUUUCUACUACAAGAAACUAUGACUGUUUUAAUUUUGAAGCAGAUUACACACUUUAAUCCGUAGGAAUGUCAAAGAUUUGGAUGUCUGACGUGAGAUGGGCUGUAAUGUCCAAUACAAAAAAGGAAGUCAGCGGCUAUGCUGCCCAUCCCAGAGUUCAUUGGGAGGUGGACGCCUAUGACCAGCAUGUCUGUGCUUGGUUGCCUCAGAAAAAGGUUAUUCUGCACUCUGAGAUGGGUUGAUUUGUACUAAUGAAAUAACAUCAGGGCUUAAUCUACAAUGCUACCGAACCCAAAUCACGAAGCCAUGAAAAGUGCCUCAGACAUUGCAAGAUUUUCAUUUGAAUUCUUUCUUUUUAUUUUUAAAGACUUGGACAUUUUGCUUCAUCUACUGUGGAUUGUUGUUGUUGUAGGAGUUCGAGGGGUUGUUUUUAUGCCCAGAGAGAUAUUUUAAAUGGCCUCGCAAGCCCCUCGUCAGCUGCAUGGGCUAACGCUUAGCCACAGGAAACGCAGACAGCUGAACAAAAAACACACAUACACACCCUUAUAAUCAGAACAUGACAAAAUCAACACAUAUCAGAGCUUCACUAGGUACCCUCACAAAACCAAUACGAUGUAAUAUCCACACUCUCUGUUUGCUUUCACUAACCUUUUAUAAUGGCUUCGCAUACACAUUCUAUUAAGUUGACCAUAGUUAGGCCCAGAAUACAUACAACAUGACUUGUUUUAAUGGUGCUGAUAUGAAAAUCUCUAUAUAUGAAUUCUAUAUAACUGUGCAUGGUGCUUUCAAAAGAAAAAUCAUAAGAAUUAAGCUCAAACGACCACCGUAUCGCUGACAUGGGCGCAUGGCAGAUAAUCUUAGUAUUAGCUCUGAAGCAAAAUGCUCCCGACUACUCCUUAAUAACCCACUUUGAGCAAAGAGCCAGUGACACAGAUGAAUUUUACCUUUUUACUACAUUGGUUUGACUUUUAUCCAACAAUCCCUCUUCUACUUUGCACGAUAUUUUAUACAACAUAUUAUGUGCCUUGCCUUUAGUUAAGAACAAUAAUGCGUAAUUUUAAAGGAGUCGAUAAAUAUUUUCUUCUUUUUUUUUUUUGAUGUAACCAGUGUCAGAAAGGAAAAUAAUGCUGCAUGUUUGAUUGCCUGUCAUUAUCAGAAUAAGACUAACAGGUUACCUGAUAGCUGUAGAUUUGGAUGGGUGAGAGAGGCUUUUUUUGACCCUCUUUCUCUUUUAAAAGCACUGUAGUUGGCAUGAAAUCUCCCCUGCAUUUUAUUUCCCUCCUCCGUUCAUGAAAUGAGAAGGUAACCGUCUGUGAAAGAUGCAGUACCAGCUCUCUUCAUAUCAGCUCUGAGCUGAUGUUUUGAUUCCGUUGUGACGUUAGGCUUCUCUUAAAUUGUUUAGAUUGUAUGUUAUCAUGUAUUUAAAUGAGUUUGUACCCAUUAUGGAUGUGAAGAGGAGCGGCCAGAGAUGGACAUAAUGAAAAUUAGAUGGCCAUCCUCUAUAAACACAACUAGUUUUGGCCAAGUUUAAAUCCCACAACUGAGCACUUAGCAAAUGAUUUUGCAAUCAGCAAGACUUUAUAUCGUCUUUAUAUUUAGCUUUUUAUCAAAGGGUCAAAUUUACAUUUCAUUAUUUCAGAAAACCUAGGCAUUUGUUUAAAGGGAUGGUUCACCUUAAAAUUUAAAAAAAUAUAUAUUUUUAGUUGUAAAUAAAACAGAUUAUUGGAGUAUGUUGUACAAGACAUUUCUUUCUAUGUUAAAAAUUAAACAUUCAAAGUUUUAUUUGCUGUUUCUUUGUAAUUAACUGAAAUUUAAUCCGUAAUUUAGACAUGUAGUCAUUAUUUAUUCUCCCUCAUGCUUUUCCAAACGUGUAUUUAUGACAAAAGAAGAUAUAUUUUGUUGUCUGUAUAAUGAAAGUAAGUAGAGCCCAGUAGUGUUUUGAGAAAAAAACACCAAAAAUAUCAACUCUACAGAAAAAGAAGGAAAGUCAUACAAGUUUGAAACAACAUGAGGAUGAAUAAAUACUAACAAAAUGUGAACUGUCCCUUUAACCCCUUUGUGAGGGCUCAUAACACUGGCUGCAAUAGAAUAUGUAGUGAUGUCUGACCAUAAAUGAUCGCUUUAAUUAGUUCAUUACUUUAAUAAGUAAUAUUUUUUACUAAUCGAGUCCCUUGUAUAUGUCCGUAUAUAUUAACUGUAGAAUCCGUUCAUAGAGAGUAGCUGAAAUGUAUUUGUCCAAUUCAAUGUACAGACACAAGAACAGCAAGAAACCAUUGAACUGCUGACUUUGUGUCUUCUUAGAAAAUGAAUGCUUCUUCUUCCUCUUCUUUUUAUCAAAUCAGAUAGUAGGAGAUAAUUUAUAAUUCGUAGCAUGUAGUGUCAAGGGAGCUUAUGCAGAGGAGAAGAUUUUGUGUAUUUCUGGAGCUGGGUCAGGAGAGGCCAUGUUGUAGUUUGUGAUGCAGUGUGCAGUAUUGUUUCUGCAAUGGAUAUUGCACUGCUGGUAGCUAAUAUGAUUUGCUGGUAGCUAUUUAAAAGUUUAAGUCGAUUGAGAAAGAACAAGAGAUUUUGUUUACAUGAAGCCCGUGGUAAGAUCUGGGUCGUGGAUGAUUUGUGAGCCCACCGUUGUCCAGCCUGGCUGAAUCGGAGUGCUAUAGCAGAACGGCAUUCCGUCUGUACCAUGAUACAAACCCUUUGCAGAAGUGCUAGCAUCAUUCAGCAAGCAAUUUUCCUUGUGUUUAACAGGACAGGCGACGGGACGGGGGUCUGCCUCGGAGUGUGGUGCCCAGUUGGAUUGUUUUGAAGCAGGAAUGGCAAACUCUGACAAAUCUCCCCAGUACAGACUCGCAUGACCCGCCGCCUGUCCUGUGAAGAUUUGCACUGCUCAAUUUUCAUCUUUCUAAAGCUGUCAACCCUCUCUGGCCAGGGUGGGACGGUGGGCUCAAUAGAAUAGGGGUCUGAUCAUAGUUUCGCCAGCGCAGCGGCUCCGUGGGGCAUGCCGUCUUCUUCUACGUUUGCUUUUUGUAUAUGAUCAAAUUGGCUACAUGCGGCUGAAUAAUGUCUGUUGCCCCAAAGUGUGCUUUUUAAAGUGGCCACAGGUGAUGAUUGAACUUGCUACGACGUGAAUAAUGCAUUUAAACUGAUGCAUGUAAAAAAAAAACACACAUUAGCUUACUGUUUGAUUUCGAAACCCUUCACUAAUAUUUUUUACAGAGCGGGGAUUAUUAUCAUUUUUAUGCGUGUUGUUGAAAUGUUACAUUUUGAACACAGUUAUCUUGUGUAUAAAUGCUUACCAUAUAUCCAGUAGAAUGAGGAAAAAGACACAUGUAUAUAAAAUGUCUUUUUGUAUGAUAAUUAUUAUAUUUUUUUUUUUUGUAUGUUUGGAUUUAGUAGUAAUAAGCUUGUGGUCAAACCACAAAAAAAAUUGAAAGCUCCUUCUAAAGGAUCUGCUGUUGAGAAGAAAAUGUCAGCACCAUCAGCACAUACCUUUCAUACAGUUAUCACGUGUUAUUUUGAUCGCAAAAUAUGGGCUCCAGUAAAUUCAGCAUCACUUGUUGUCAUUUUAAAUAGAACCAAGAGCUUCACUAAGCUUUAGAGGUUUAUGCAGAUUCCAUUGCCUUUUUUUGUUUAGUUUUUUUUUUUUUUUUUUUUUUUUAAUCUCCAAGACCUGUUUGAAACCUGCACUUAUUGUUUCUCUUUUCUCAUUCUAGCUUCAAAGUUGUUUCCUGUACUUCUACUUGGAAGAUUGCACUAGAUAAUCUGCUAUUGAAACUUUGUCAAAUAAUAAUACUUAUUUUUAAGGUUUGCUUCUCUGUGGAUAUUUCUCAGCCUUGAGGAUCACGAUGAAUAGAGCCUAACGAUGAGAACGAACGAAAGAUAGAGAGAUGAAGCUGCUUGAAUGGUACCCUUUUAUUUCCCUGUUGUCAUUUAUGUGCUUAAUUUACCCUUUUUAGAUGUUGAAAUCGUGCCAGGUUCCUGUAAACUGCAAACCGCAGAGGAGAAACACAUAAACAGUCACACUGCAACAAUCAUUUUCUAAAUCAGUACUUUCUUUUUCCAGUAAAAAUCUAAACAUCCUUGAAACAUAAUAUAUAUAUUUGAAAGUUUGGGAUUUAAAUAAUACUUUUAUUCAGCAAGGGCACAUUGCGUCAAUCGAAAGUGCCAGUAAAGACAUUUAUAAUGCUUUUUUUUUUUUGCUUUUCUUUUGAACUUUCUGUAAUGAGAAUGAGAAGGUAUCACAGUUUCAAAUGGUAUCACAAACAUUGAUAAUAAUAAUAAUAAUAAGAAGAAGAAGAAAUAUUUCUUGAUCUGCAAAUCUGCAUAUUAGAACGAUUUUUGAAUCAUGCCAUCACGGGAAUAUACUACAUUUUAAAAUACAUUCAAAUAGAAAACAAUUAUUUUUAAAUUAUAAUAGUAUUUCACAAUAUUAGUUCUUUAAAAAACAUUUAAAAACAACAAUCUUCCCAACCCCAAGCUUUUGAACAGUAUAAAGUUGUGUACAGUAUAAAUAUUUCAAAUGAAUUAGGGAUGUUUAUGUCUUUUACUUGUGAAAAAUAUGAAAGAAAAUAUUAAAGAAUUAUUUUUUUGUUGUUGCAGUGUGGUUUCUUAAACCACCUCUGGACAAUCAGUGGCAUGGCUUACCUCAGCCCGAUGAUAGUUUAAUGGAGGGUAUGUGUACAGUUUAACUUUAGACCUCACUCUUCUGAGUGCCUUCCUGGAUUCAGUCUGGAGCUGUUGGAUGUGGGUUUACGGUGCGUGAUCUUCCCCUGCUUUUGUAAGAUCAGCCUACUCAUGCCUGUAUUUACAAGAACUGGCGGAAUGUGCAUCACUGAAACGAUUGUUUAAUUCUGAGGUCCAGGCACUUUAAUUAGUCAUUGACACAUGUAAUUAUGCUGAAUAGAAUGUACAUUUCCCGAGUCCAAUUUCCCUGUUCACCCACUGACAUAAACAGGAUGUGAGGAGACCCUACUCAGGCACACGUGAGAGAAUUAGACAUGCAUGAGUGUUUCACCCUUUUGCGGUUUGUGUAAUGUAAACUGUGCAGUACCACGAACUUUGCGAGGUAGAUAGAAAUGUGAACAUGCGCUCCUCUCAGAAAGGGCUGGAUAACCUCUUCAGGGCUGAGGCACUGGAAUGCAGUUUCUACUCUUUGCUUCCUUCCUUCUUCAGUGUUGUGACACUUGGCAGGAUGUAUGUCGUAGUUCGUCAGCUGAUGAAUUGACACGUGACAUGUUUGAUACUGGCAGAAACUGGUCUGAAACCCAUAAUAACAGCUCAGUCUAGCUACUCGGUUUGAAUUCAAACUUGUAGUAAUACACUAAAGAUCUGGAAAUGAACAGCAUCUAUGCAGCUAAUCCAGGCUUUACUGAAAUCUUGGUGCAGAAAGUUCUUUCUAAUAUUAAGGACUGUUUCAAUGUGUGCAGAGCCGUCUAAGCUGUGCUUAACCUACCAUUAUAAUACUCCAAUAUAGUGAAAAAGGCUGAAUACUGCGUUUACUUCUGGUCAGAAUUAACAUAGAUGUUCAUGGAAUACCUAAUCACUACAUCAAAUCACAUCUUCAUGCUCUUGUAAAAUAUAGAAACAAAGAAAAUGAAUCUGUAAUAGAAUAUAGUUUAUCUGUAAUUUAUUUAUAACCUGGGUUAGUCCAUAUUUAACCCAAAGUUUGGUUGAAUCAACCCAGGAUUUUUUUAGUGAUGCACAACAAACUAAAAAAUUGAUCAAAAGUGACAGUCAUAAUGUCACAAAAGAUUUCGGUUCCAAAUAAAUACUGUUUCUUUUGAACUUUAUGAUCAUUAAAGAAUCCUGGAAAAUGUACUAUAACAAAAAAGUAGCUGAUUGAAAAUUCUGAAAAUUCCGCUUUGCCAUUACAUUAAUAAAUUAAUAUUUUAAAGUUGUUUUGAAUUGUAAUAUUUUUUCACAAAUAUUACACUUUUACUGGAUUUUUUCGAUUAAGCUAAAUACAAUUUUGGCGAGCAUAAGAGACUUCUUUCAAAUCAUUAAAACAUUUUAACGAGCCCAAUCUUUUGGACAGUAAUUCUGACAUGAUGUGAAUGCAGCGUUAUAAAAAUGUUUUGCCUCGGUCUGAAACGAUUUGCUCCUCAGAGUGCAUUUGUGCAUAGGUGAGGUCAUUGGUUAUACUGACAUAAUACCCAUUUAAAGUCCGUAAUUCAAAUUUCAAUGUUCUCCAAACACAGUUUCAGAUAUCACGUUGCUGAUUGAGCUGUGGAGGUGAUGGAUGGUUUUAAUCUAAACUUUGAUGAAAUUUUUACUGUACUGUAGAGUGGAUGGUUCUGGGGUACAGAACGGCUCAUUAUUUUUCACUCUUAGCAAACCAGCAAUACAAAUUGAAGUUAAUAUAUAUAUAUGGUUUCUUUUCCUCACCUAUGUGUUCUCUGUAAACCGUGAGCUGUUACGUGGGUUUUCACCGUCCCUCUGACAUCAUCUCUGCAGUGUCGGUCUGGAAUAGAUACAACUUUUGUUUAUCAAACCUUUUUUUUUAAGUUAUUAUCCAACCAAGGGGCCAGAUUUGCCAAAGCCUCUCAAUAACACAACCUCUGAGUGCCGCGACAUAUUGACACUGAGGUUAGUACAGUCUGACGAUGCUAAGAAUUCUAGCAUGUGCUAAGGGCUUUUCGAAAUCUGGCCCUAAGGUUAAAAUGGCUCAGAUGGGGUGAAGAAAAUCUUUCUGUUCAAAGGGGAGAAAAGCCAUUCGUGGGCUUUGCAAUUUAUGCAAUAUUUUGAUAAGUCUUUCACACAGAUGAAUUGCCAAAAACACCCUGACAUACCGCCUGCUCCCGAAUGUUAGAUCCCCAAAACAGUCCCGCAUCAAUAUUUCAGGGUGCCCUCUCUCCCAUUAGAACAAUUGUUUUAUUCUGUUUGUUUUUAUUCUGAAUUAAGGUUUCAUUUCUAUGAAUAUUUCUAUCGUUGUUGUUUCGUUUGUUUUUAAGCAUGCCAUUUUCUCUAUGUUUGGAUGCUUUGAGUUGAAAGGACGAAGGUUGAAAUGUUUUUCAGAGAGCAUUCUAAUGCAGUGUUAAAGUUCAAGGUUUUUGUUGGUUUUUCCUUCCUCUUUUUUUAAUCACAUUAUUCUUUACAAAUAUUACCAUAGUAGUUACUCAUUAAACGCUUGCUUGCUGCACAGAUAAACACACUUCACACCAGGAAGGCGCAUGUGGACAUUUAGUUCAGACACAUACACAGCUGGCAUGAUGACAUGCAUCCAUGUUCUUAUGGAAAGCAUCGGAUUUUCGUUAUUUGUCUCUGUUUCUCGAAGAACCUUGCUAAAUUGUAAUCUAUCAGCAAAAGUCGGUAUGUCGGUUUUGAAACAGAUGGGGAAAAAUGUGUUUUUCUCAUGCACAACCAACUAAAUUUGCCAUGUGUUUUUGAACUGGUGUGAGGGGGAAAUUACAGCUUUAACAAUAUUUCAUUAUAACAUUGUAUUCAGCCAUCGCUGUUCGCAAAAAAAAAAAUCGCUCAUGAAUGCAGUACUGGAAGUAUGUUUCCCUAUGCAAAAAAAAUGAAUAAAAUGAAAAUAAAAUAAAAAAAUAAACAAAGCUAUGCUACAACUGAGAAA